Molecule: messenger RNA, 1683 nt
Organism: Toxoplasma gondii ME49
Lineage: Eukaryota; Apicomplexa; Conoidasida; Eucoccidiorida; Sarcocystidae
Exons: 1
Coding region: 1-1683 (560 amino acids)
Source: RefSeq, a predicted model, not a curated record
AUGGCGGCGGGGGGCAAUUGGCUGGAGAACAGGGGAGAGGAGGAAGACAGGGAAGGAAGGUUCAAGGUGAGGGAAGAAGAGAGAGAAGGAAAGUUCAACAUGAGGCAAGAAGAGAGAGAAGGAAAGUUCAACAUGAGACAAGAAGAGAGAGAAGGAAAGUUCAACAUGAGGCAAGAAGAGAGAUGUAGAUGGAUGGAGAACGGAGAAGCCAAGGACCCCUGGACAGGCGAAGGGAGAGAGAGACCGAGGAAAGAGGAAAGAAGAAAUCAAGGUGGCCAGCGAAUUCUCGAGUCUUCUGAUAUUCCCCAGCCUGGAAGAGGCGCUUGGUUUCUCAGGAAUUUCUCUGUGCGCCGGCGCCUCGGACUCAUUCCUGGAAUCGGUAGCGUUGCUGGAGGAGGACAAGAUCAACUGGCGUCGUUCUCUUCGUUUGCGUCCUCUCUGCAGAAGCGGAAGGCAUCGGUGAGAAGGCGAGGAUCCUCUCCUCAGAGUUUCGCUUUUCCUGAGACACGACGCGCCGAUAUCCUAGCCCCCUUCGCCGCUCUGCGCCGACAGCUGGCGCCCGCGGCGCUGCUGCGGCUCGAGCAGAGUCGCCGAAACCGACUGGACGGAUACACACAAGAGGAAGAAAAGAUGGAAACAACCGAAGGUAGGGACGGCGGAGAAGAGAGGGAGCCGGGAGAAGGAGAAGAUGACGGGACAGGGAAAGAAGAAGCGGAAGGAGACGCUUCUCCGGAGACGACGGGAGGUUCGGGGGCUCCUCAGAGGCGGUCCUCACACGGGAGCAUGUCUUCUGCUCUCGGGAGUGCGUAUGGCGGCUCUACGCGCCGCGCAAGUGGAGAGGAAAGACGAGAGGAAGCGCGGGAGAAGAGAGGAAGCGAGGAAGCAGACAUGGGCAUGCCGCGUUUCUUUCAUCGAACGACGCAGAGAGGAGAGGAGGCCGAAGUCAGGGACGAGCAGAGGGCGAGACAGGAACAUUGGGCGAGUGCAGAGAGAAACGGGGCAUUGGAAGAGACGCAGAUGAAGCUCGAAGAACAGCAGGAGGCUGUUGCUAUCGCCGAAGCAGCUCUCAAACUAGCCAGAGAAAGAAUUCGGGACCUCGAACGGGAGAAUGCUUCUCUUCGGGCGCGAGGCGGCCCUCGAUUUCUUCUCUCCCUCCAGUCAAACUCACACACGGAGGGCAUCAACGGGAGGAGAGAGAAGAAACAGGACUCUGACCGAGGGUGCAUGCAACCAGAGACAGGCGCUGGCUGCGCUCCUCUGACACUCCCAUUGAACAGCCACACCAGCGGCGAAGAAACAGAGGAUGACCGUACGCGGAGGAGAGGAGAAGAAGGAGAGAGAGAAGAAGAAGAGAGAGAAGAGAGAGAAGAAGGAGAGAGAGAAGAAGAAGAGAGAGAAGAAGAAGAGAGAGAAGAGAGAGAAGAAGGAGAGAGAGAAGAGAGAGAACGGGAUACGCGUAGGGUAGACAAGAGGACAUAUGUUCUGGAACAGAAGCUCAGGCUUUAUCAGCGGCAGUUGCUGUUUAUUUUUCAGGAAAACCAACGCCUGAGGGAUGUGUUGAUCGAGUCCCGAAAAGUCCAAGAGCAUGCGAAAGAGGAACGAAGGAUAAAACAAAGGGGGUCUCUCUCCGAGGUUGCGGAUGUCUGUACCUACGUCGUGAGCCGCCCUCAGUUCGAGCUUUAG